Daktulosphaira vitifoliae (grape phylloxera) is the source of this 2173-nucleotide messenger RNA. Its product is annotated as transcriptional adapter 2B-like. The record is from RefSeq and is a predicted model, not a curated record. Gene Ontology annotation, molecular function: transcription coactivator activity; chromatin binding. Gene Ontology annotation, cellular component: nucleus; SAGA-type complex. Gene Ontology annotation, biological process: regulation of transcription by RNA polymerase II; chromatin remodeling. Bases 389 to 1498 code for a protein of 369 amino acids. Lineage: Eukaryota; Metazoa; Arthropoda; Insecta; Hemiptera; Phylloxeridae. The transcript has 12 exons.
UGAAAUUUUUUUUUGCUCCAACUAGAGAAGUAAAUUUGUGACAACAGACAUUUUUGAUUAUUGGCACUGGUUUAAUUUAAUUAGCCAAGUACGUUACUUUAUUUUAAUAGUGUAUAUGAUCUUAGAAAUUAUGUGAUCCUUAGUAAUAUAAAUGUGCAUCUGAUUAUUUUUAAUCGUUGCUUUAAAAAUUAAAUUAAAGAGAACAAAAACAAACUAAUAAUUUUAAUAGUGUUUUUGGCCAUUUUGUUCUUUUGGAAUGGAAAAAAAAACAUCUGUUAAGAUUUAACUGUAAUUUUUAAACAUAUUAAAGAAAACAUUAUUUUAUUUAUGAAAAAUCUUAAAAACUCAUUUAUAUGACAUAUCAUCAGCUUUUGAAUAUUUUAUUAUUAUGGACAAUACCUGCACUUAUUGCCAAGAUGUUAUUGAUAAUUUGACUGUUGUUUGUUUAGAGUGUUCAUUCUUUCAACUUUGUUUGCCGUGUUUUAGCCACGGAGCAGAAAUUGGAGAACACAAAAAUUGCCAUGGUUAUAAAUUAAAGAGUCAAAAGUCUCCUGGGCAAUACUUUUUUACUAAUGAUGGCUGGACAGGUGAUGAACUUUUGCAUCUAUUAGAUUUUGCCGAACAAUAUUCAUUAGGGUGUUGGGAUGAAUUGCCAAAGAAUGUAUUAAUUCGAUCCCCAUCAGAAAUUAAAGUGCAGUUUGCCAAACAAUUUUUGGAUGGUCCAAUUGGUCGUGUUACGUGGAAUACAAUUAAAAAACCAAAACUAGAAGAUCGCACUGUAAAUUUUAAAGUUAAUCAAACUGUUACACAUCUUUCUACAUUAUCCAAAACUCAAUAUGCAGAAAUAGGCUAUAACCCAAUUAGAGAUGAAUUUGAAUUGGAAAACGAUUUUGAUAAUAAUGCUGAAGCUGUGCUUAGUAUUACAUCUGAAUGGAAUGAUCUUGGAGAUGAUUAUAAUUUAGCAUGUAUUGAUAUGUAUUGUGCCAGAUUAUAUGAAAGAUUAUUUGCAAAAGAAGUUGUUCAUGAUUAUCAAUUAAUGGAUAAAUACUUUUGUUCAAAGGAUAAGCCCAAACGGCGAUUAACUACAGAAGAAAAAAAUAUACAAGGAAUUGAAAAUCAAAUUAAAAAAUUUAGUAGAAAUUUAUCUGAAGUGGAAUCAUGGUCAUUGAUUAUUAGAUUACAACAAGAAUAUUUAUUAAAAAAACGCCGUGAUGAGUUAGUUUAUUAUAGAAAAAAUGGAAUAACAAAACUAUAUGAUAUUAUAAAAUUUAAUCUUUUACAUUAUGGAAUGGUUGUUGAUGAACAAUCUGAUCAAUUAUCUUCUGAUGUCCUCACUCCUGCCCCCAUGAUAAAACGAGGUGAAAAGCGAAGAAAAAAAAGAAAGAGACCUAAAUUAUUUCAUAAAAAGAAUCAUGUUUAUCAUCGUACACCUCAAUAUAUAGCUGCUCUAAACAGGGUAUUAACUCAGAACAAUGAAACUGAAGAAUUCUCCGAAUGAAAUGUUAAAUAGUUUAUGAAAAUACUUCAUUAUUUAUGGACUAGCUAUACUCCUACACCUUUAAAAGAAUGAUAACAAAUUAUACACAUAGUUCAACUAUUUAUCUAUAUUAAUUAAUUUAUAAUGUUUAUCUUAUGCAAUAAAUUGUAAGUUUAAUUAAAUACAAUUGAUUUCUCUCUGUAUUGUUAGGACAGUAUUAUAAUAUAGAAAAUUUUUAUCAACAAUUAUUUUUCUAAAUAUCUACUUAUAAAUAUAAACUUUUGUGGUACUAUUAUUGUUGUUUUAAAAAUGUUAUAUAUAAUGUAAACAAUUAUUGAAUAUUCAUUGUAAUCAUAUUUGUUUCUAACUCUGAUUACUUUUGAAAGUAAUACAUCAGUAGCAUCAGUAUCAUUUGUGUUGCACAAUAUCAGUUUAUUUUUAGUUUAUGUAUCUGUCAAUAAGAGGAGCUACUUUAAUUUUUCUUAAAUUUAUUUGUACUCUCAUCUUAUUGAAAGUAUAAAUCAUAAUUUAUAAAAUGUUACCUAAGUGUUUACUACUUAAAAUUAUGAUCGCUUACAUAAAAAUAUAUUGAUUCCUUAGUGCAUAGGAUAUAAUGUAAUUACAAUAUUAUGCAUAUUGUAUUUAGAAAUUGUACUAGUAUUUUUUUUUAUACAUUCUGAGUUUGUUAGCAUAGCA